This is a messenger RNA of Erythranthe guttata (spotted monkey flower), 15541 nucleotides long. Lineage: Eukaryota; Viridiplantae; Streptophyta; Magnoliopsida; Lamiales; Phrymaceae. The record is from RefSeq and is a predicted model, not a curated record.
CUUGCUUCUUUUUUAACAACUGUCGAACAAGAAAUAUCUCUUUCUCUUUCUAUGUGAAAUCGCAGAGUUGAUUGAUUUCGGAGCGGAAGACGAUUUGAGAAGAUGUUGGAAGAUCAGGUUGCUUAUUUGUUGCAGAGAUAUUUGGGGAACUAUGUUAGAGGACUCAACAAAGAAGCCCUCAAGAUCAGUGUCUGGCAAGGUGAUGUUGAACUAUCAAAUAUGCAACUGAAACCGGAGGCACUUAAUGCAUUGAAGUUACCUGUGAAGGUUAAGGCAGGUUUUCUUGGAUCAGUGAAGCUUAAGGUUCCAUGGAGCAGGCUUGGCCAAGAUCCUGUUUUGGUUUACCUGGAUCGUAUUUUUUUAUUAGCUGAGCCUGCAACCCAGGUUGAGGGAUCUAGUGAAGAUGCUGUACAAGAAGUUAAGAAGAGCCGGAUACAAGAAAUGGAAAUGAAGCUGCUGGAAGCUCAACAAAUUCUGAAUACAGAAAUGAAUAAGUCUUGGCUUGGAUCUUUAAUCAAUACGGUGAUUGGGAAUUUAAAGCUUUCUAUAUCAAACGUUCACAUCAGAUACGAGGAUCUUGAGAGUAAUCCAGGCCAUCCAUUUGCAGUUGGUGUGACCCUAGAUAAACUUUCAGCAUUCACAGUUGAUGAUAAAGGGGAGGAGACUUUUAUAACUGGAGGGGCAUUGGAGCGAAUCCAGAAGUCGGUGGAACUUGAUCGAAUGGCUCUUUAUUUGGAUUCUGAUAUCAGUCCUUGGUAUGUCAAAAAACCGUGGGAGGAUUUGCUACCAUCUGAGUGGGGACAGAUUUUCAAAUAUGGUACAGAAAGUGGGAAACCUGCAACUGGUAAGCUUGAGUCGCACUCUUAUGUUUUGCAACCAGUAAGUGGGAAUGCAAAGUAUUCAAAAGAUCGGCCAGAUGCAUCUGGAAGCAAAGGUCAACCACUACAGAAAGCUGCAGUAAAUCUUGAUGAUGUGAUUCUGUGCUUGUCAAAGAAUGGUUAUCGAGAUUUGUUAAAAUUAGCUGAUAAUUUCACAGCCUUUAACCAGAGACUAAAAUAUGCUCACUAUCGCCCACGGGUUUCUGUUAAAACUGAUCCGAAAUCUUGGUGGAAGUAUGCAGGCAGAGCAAUUUCAGAUCAAAUGAAGAAAGCCAGUGGAAAAAUGUCGUGGGAGCAAGUUUUGCGAUAUGCAAGAUUACGUAAGAAAUACAUCUCUCUUUAUGCUGCGUUGCUCAAAUCAGAUCUUGACCGCUCUGUGGUUGAUGACAAUGAAGACAUAGAGGAACUUGAUCGGGAACUUGAUAUUGAGGUCAUUAUUCAGUGGAGGAUGUUGGCCCACAAAUUUGUAGAACAAUCGGUUGGAUCAGAACUCUACAUAAAAAAACAAAAACCACAAAAAUCAUGGUGGCCAUUUGGAGGGACCAGCGAACCUGUGAAAGAUGGAAAUGAACCUGGGACUCUAUCUGAGGAAGAUUGGAAGAGGUUGAAUGCUAUUAUUGGUUAUAAGGAAGGCGACGAUGAACAAUUAUCGACCCAUGACAAGGGAGACUUGCCAUAUAUGUCACUGAAGUUUCACAUGAAACAUAAUGCAUCAAAGCUAACUGACUCUCAAGAGUGCCUUGCUGACUUAUCUUGUGAUAAUCUUGAGUGUUGGAUAAAACUUUAUUCAGAAUCCAAAAUUGUCAACAUAAAAUUGGGAUCGUACAGAUUAUUGUCCCCAAAUGGUCUUCUUGCUGAGAGUGAAAGUGCUUCUGAUUCAUUAGUUGCUGUCUUCUGCUAUAAGCCUCUUGAUGCGGAUGUAGACUGGAGCGUGGUUGCUAAAGCUUCACCAUGUUAUGUGACAUAUUUAAAGGAUUCCAUCCAUCAAAUCAUUGACUUCUUUCAAAGUAGUCCUACUGUCAGUCAGACUUUAGUUCGUGAAACCGCUUCCGCAGUGCAGAUGACCAUUGACGAGGUAAAGCGCACAGCAGCCAAACAAGUGGACAGGGUAUUGAAGGACCGGGCCAGGUUUUUCUUGGAUUUGGAUGUUGCGGCACCCAAAAUUACCAUUCCUACCGACUUUUAUCCUGAUAGUGUCCACCCUACUAAACUUCUGAUUGACUUGGGAAAAUUAGUGAUUCGUUCUAAGGAUGACGCUGAAUAUGCUUCACCUGAAGAGAUGAACAUUUACUCCCAAUUUGAUCUUGUCUUGAGAGAUGUAUCAGCUUUCUUAGUUGAUGGUGACUAUAGAUGGAGCCAAGAUUCUCCUGAUCGAACUGAUACUUCAUCCAAGCGUAGCUUUAUCAGUUUCCUACCAGUUAUUGACAAGUGUGGAGUAUCAGUAAAGCUUCAACAGAUUAGAUCACCAGUUGCCUCUUUCCCCUCAACAAGACUUGCUGUGCGGGUACCCUCCAUGGGGUUUCAUUUUUCUCCAUCUCGUUAUCAUCGUUUAAUGCAAAUAGCUAAGAUUUUUCAAGGGAAGCAAGAGGACCAUCCUGAUCUUGUCUGUCCCUGGGAUGAAGCUGAUUUUGCAGGCUGGCUGUAUCAGCUUACACGGAAGGGUGUAGGAGGUAGAGAAGCUGUAUGGCAGCAGAGAUAUUUUUGUAUAGUUGGACCUUUUCUGUAUGUCCUAGAAAAUCCAGAGUCGAGAAAUUAUAAACAAUACUUCAGUCUACGAGGUAAGCAUUUAUAUCAAGUUCCUGCUGAUUGUCUUGGAAAUGAGGAACACAUGUUGGCUGUUUGUGAUGGUGAGCGCUCCGCCGUCAAGGUGGUGGAAGAUCCAAAUGCUCUGAUUUUGCGUUGCGACUCCGAAAAUUCAAGGACAACUUGGCAAACCAACCUCCAAGGAGCCAUUUAUCGUGCCUCGGGAACUACUCCUAUAGCUGGUCUGAUUGAAAACUUGUCAGAUUCAGAAGACUCUGAAAUUGACAAUCGUGAUUCUACAGAUUCAUCAACGACAGAGAAAUUGUUUUUGACUGGUGUACUGGAUGAGUUGAAGAUAAGUUUCAGUUACAGUAACCUGCAUGAUCAGAGUUUUAUGAAGAUGCUUCUUGCGGAAGAAAAACGUUUGCUUGAGUUUCGAGCAAUUGGUGGACAGGUUGAACUGUCAAUUCGAUCGGAUGAUAUUUUCAUUGGCACCGUCCUUAGAGCUUUGGAGAUAGAAGAUUUGGUUUGCUGCAAGGUGAAAUCUCAGACACGUUACAUAGCAAGAUCAUUCAUCAGGAAUUCAGAUGCACCUUCAAUAUUACACAGUUCUGAUAGUCUAACUCAAGCCAGUAAUAACCUUACCCAAUAUGAAGGAGAUGAUGAGUUUUAUGAGGUGUCUGAGAAUCUUAAUGAGUCAGUUGGUGGCCCCGAGUCACUAGGUGAUGAAAUGGAGUAUAUGAGUUCUCAAAUUACCACCGAUUCAGGUAGCUUGGAGUUGAAGGCCCCAAGUUUUUUGCGUGUUGCUGGUAUACUGCCUUCUGACGUUACUCCUCUGGAAUCUGGUCAGAUAGGAGUUACUGAUGCAUUGGACAGUUUUGUGAAAGCUCAAAUAAUUAUUUUCGACCAGAACUCACCACUUUAUUCCAAUGUUGAUAAACAUGUCGCAGUCACACUCUCUACCUUAUCCUUUUACUGUCGUAGGCCUACUAUACUAGCCAUUAUGGAAUUUGUAAAUGCUAUCAACAUCCAGGAGGAAAACUCUGAACCUUCUAGUGAUACUUCGUCAAUUGUUGCAUCGCAUGGUACAUCGAAGGAAAUCAUGAACGACGGUCCGCCCUCAGCUCCAGUGGAAGAGCCUAUAGUAAAAUCUUUGCUUGGAAAAGGGAAAUCCAGAGUGAUUUUCCAUUUGCUGUUGAAUAUGGCUCGCGCUGAGAUAUUUUUGAUGAAGGAAAAUGACUCUAAACUUGCUACGUUGGCACAAGAUAAUUUUGUUACGGAUAUUAAGGUCUUCCCGUCAUCUUUUAGUGUAAAAGCCUCCCUUGGGAACCUUAGAAUAAGUGAUGACAGUCUUCAUAGCAGUCAUAUGUAUUUCUGGGCCUGUGAUAUGAGGAAUCCUGUUGUUUCUCUCUUGCUCAGUCUAUCUGCCUCUUGUCCUGUCUUUGCUAACAUGUCUUUGCUUACAUUGGUAUUUUGUUCAUUCAAUGCUGAUGAUGAAGACUAUAAAGGAUACGAGUACAGCCUCGUUGGCCAACUAUCUGAAGUUGUCGGCUACUUUAUGGGUCUUGUUCCUAGCAAUUCCAAAGAUGUUAUCCAAAUAAGAGAUCAGAUGACAAACUCGGGGAAAUGGAGCCAAGAUUCUCCUGAUCGAACUGAUACUUCAUCCAAGCGUAGCUUUAUCAGUUUCCUACCAGUUAUUGACAAGUGUGGAGUAUCAGUAAAGCUUCAACAGAUUAGAUCACCAGUUGCCUCUUUCCCCUCAACAAGACUUGCUGUGCGGGUACCCUCCAUGGGGUUUCAUUUUUCUCCAUCUCGUUAUCAUCGUUUAAUGCAAAUAGCUAAGAUUUUUCAAGGGAAGCAAGAGGACCAUCCUGAUCUUGUCUGUCCCUGGGAUGAAGCUGAUUUUGCAGGCUGGCUGUAUCAGCUUACACGGAAGGGUGUAGGAGGUAGAGAAGCUGUAUGGCAGCAGAGAUAUUUUUGUAUAGUUGGACCUUUUCUGUAUGUCCUAGAAAAUCCAGAGUCGAGAAAUUAUAAACAAUACUUCAGUCUACGAGGUAAGCAUUUAUAUCAAGUUCCUGCUGAUUGUCUUGGAAAUGAGGAACACGUGUUGGCUGUUUGUGAUGGUGAGCGCUCCGCCGUCAAGGUGGUGGAAGAUCCAAAUGCUCUGAUUUUGCGUUGCGACUCCGAAAAUUCAAGGACAACUUGGCAAACCAACCUCCAAGGAGCCAUUUAUCGUGCCUCGGGAACUACUCCUAUAGCUGGUCUGAUUGAAAACUUGUCAGAUUCAGAAGACUCUGAAAUUGACAAUCGUGAUUCUACAGAUUCAUCAACGACAGAGAAAUUGUUUUUGACUGGUGUACUGGAUGAGUUGAAGAUAAGUUUCAGUUACAGUAACCUGCAUGAUCAGAGUUUUAUGAAGAUGCUUCUUGCGGAAGAAAAACGUUUGCUUGAGUUUCGAGCAAUUGGUGGACAGGUUGAACUGUCAAUUCGAUCGGAUGAUAUUUUCAUUGGCACAGUCCUUAGAGCUUUGGAGAUAGAAGAUUUGGUUUGCUGCAAGGUGAAAUCUCAGACACGUUACAUAGCAAGAUCAUUCAUCAGGAAUUCAGAUGCACCUUCAAUAUUACACAGUUCUGAUAGUCUAACUCAAGCCAGUAAUAACCUUACCCAAUAUGAAGGAGAUGAUGAGUUUUAUGAGGUGUCUGAGAAUCUUAAUGAGUCAGUUGGUGGCCCCGAGUCACUAGGUGAUGAAAUGGAGUAUAUGAGUUCUCAAAUUACCACCGAUUCAGGUAGCUUGGAGUUGAAGGCCCCAAGUUUUUUGCGUGUUGCUGGUAUACUGCCUUCUGACGUUACUCCUCUGGAAUCUGGUCAGAUAGGAGUUACUGAUGCAUUGGACAGUUUUGUGAAAGCUCAAAUAAUUAUUUUCGACCAGAACUCACCACUUUAUUCCAAUGUUGAUAAACAUGUCGCAGUCACACUCUCUACCUUAUCCUUUUACUGUCGUAGGCCUAGUAUACUAGCCAUUAUGGAAUUUGUAAAUGCUAUCAACAUCCAGGAGGAAAACUCUGAACCUUCUAGUGAUACUUCGUCAAUUGUUGCAUCGCAUGGUACAUCGAAGGAAAUCAUGAACGACGGUCCGCCCUCAGCUCCAGUGGAAGAGCCUAUAGUAAAAUCUUUGCUUGGAAAAGGGAAAUCCAGAGUGAUUUUUCAUUUGCUGUUGAAUAUGGCUCGCGCUGAGAUAUUUUUGAUGAAGGAAAAUGACUCUAAACUUGCUACGUUGGCACAAGAUAAUUUUGUUACGGAUAUUAAGGUCUUCCCGUCAUCUUUUAGUGUAAAAGCCUCCCUUGGGAACCUUAGAAUAAGUGAUGACAGUCUUCAUAGCAGUCAUAUGUAUUUCUGGGCCUGUGAUAUGAGGAAUCCUGGUGGGAAUUCAUUUGUGGAGUUGGUAUUUUGUUCAUUCAAUGCUGAUGAUGAAGACUAUAAAGGAUACGAGUACAGCCUCGUUGGCCAACUAUCUGAAGUUCGAGUUGUCUAUUUGAAUCGCUUUCUUCAAGAGGUUGUCGGCUACUUUAUGGGUCUUGUUCCUAGCAAUUCCAAAGAUGUUAUCCAAAUAAGAGAUCAGAUGACAAACUCGGGGAAGUGGCUUACAAGAAGUGAAAUUGAAGGAUCGCCCGCAUUUCAGUUGGAUCUUUCACUUAAGAAGCCAAUCAUAUUAAUGCCUCAGAGAACAAAUAGCUUGGAUUACUUGAAACUUGAUGUUGUUCAAAUUACUGUUCGGAACACCUUUAGAUGGGCUGGUGGGAGCAAAAGUGAAAUCAAGGCAGUGCAUGUGGACAUUUUGGAAAUUCUUGUCGAUGAUAUCAACUUAAAUGUAGGUUCAGGAUCAGAACUGGGUGAAAGCAUAAUUCAAGACGUCAAGGGUGUUUCCUUUGUCAUUCAGAGAUCACUUCGUGACUUGUUGCAUCAAAUACCAAGUAUAGAAGUUUCUAUUAAGAUUGAAGAACUGAAAGCAGUUUUAACCAAUAAAGAGUAUGAAAUAAUCAUGGAAUGUGCACAAUCUAAUAUUUCAGAGACCCCAAAUUUUGUGCCUCCACUGAAAGAUGAAUCUCUGUCCCCUUCGAUUGAUAUGGCCAGACCAACUGAUAUUCAAGGUUUAGUUUCUGCUACAUCAGAAACUCAGGCAACGGACAAAUGGGUUGUGACUAAGAUUUCUGUCCACAUUGAUAUGAUUGAACUGUGUCUUCAUUAUGGCAUUACAAGGGAUGCAUCUCUUGCCACUCUACAGGUGAGUGGAGUCUGGCUCUCGUACAAAUCUAACACAGUCGGGGAGGGUUUUCUUUCUGCUACACUGAAGGAUUUGAUUGUUGUUGAUGAUCGUGAAGGUACAGAAAAGGAGCUCAGGUUGGCUAUUGGGAAGCCUGAUAUGGAUGGGUACAAUCUUUCAGAAUCUGUCCCUCAAAAUAUGGAUUAUAAUAGUGUUGAGAGAAAUCCUUUGUUGGACAGUGCGGGAAAGUACACCCCCGCAAUUCUAAUUCUUGAUGCCCAAUUCUAUGCAAAUUCAACGUUUAUCUCUUUGUGCAUUCAGAGGCCGCAAUUGCUUGUCGCACUUGAUUUUUUGCUUGCAAUUGCUGAGUUUUUUGUCCCAACAGUUCGUGGUGAAGGGUUAAAUGAUGAGAAUGCCGACUCUUCACAUUUUCUGGAUGCGUACAUACUUGACCAACCCAUUUUCUAUCAACCCUCGGCCGAAUUCUCAAUUUCGCCUCAAAAACCUUUGGUUGCUGAUGAUGAACAGUUUGACAUCUUUAUAUAUGACGGAAGAGGUGGAACUUUGUAUCUUAAAGACAGACAGGGAGUAAAUAUCUCACGUCCAAGUACCGAUGCUUUAGUUUAUGUCGGGAAUGGAAAGAAACUGCAAUUCAGAAAUGUGACAAUCAGUGUAAUUCCUCCGAUAUCUUAUCAAACUCUUCCUUUUCGUCUGAAUAUCUAAAAUAACAGUUCAACUGCAUCUGAUAUUUCUCGUCUAUCAUUGUUACAGAGUGGACCGUACUUGGAUUCAUGCAUUUUACUUGGAGCAAACAGUAGCUAUUCAGCAAAUGAGAACGAUAAUGUCUUUUUAGAGGGAGAAAGUGGAGGCUCUUCUGAUCACUCUUCAGGAAGAAAUACUAGUAGUGUGGCAUCUGAAACUGCUGUUUCUAGCAGAUCCAAAGAAUUGAUAUUUGAAUUGCAGGCUAUCGGUCCUGAGCUCACCUUCUACAAUAAAUCAAGAAAUGCAGGACAAGUCAUCCUCUCCAACAAACUUCUGCAUGCCCAGAUGGAUGCAUUCUGCAGGCUUGUUUUAAAUGGAAAUACUGUUGAAAUGAGUGCAGACGUUCUUGGUUUGACCAUGGAGAGCAACGGAAUCAAAAUUUUGGAGCCUUUUGAUGCAUCUAUAAAAUUCUUUAAUGCUUCUGGAAAGACAAGCAUGCAGUUCACUGUCUCAGAUAUAUUCAUGAAUUUUUCGUUCAGCAUAUUGAGACUAUUUUUGGCCGUUGAGGAAGAUAUUUUAUCAUUUUUAAGGACAUCAUCAAAAAAAUCAACUAUUUUAUGCUCUGAGUUUGACAGAAUCGGAACCAUUAAAAAUCCCGUCAGUGCCCAAGUGUAUGCAUUUUGGAGACCUCGUGCACCAACAGGUUUUGCCGUACUCGGUGACUAUCUGACUCCAAUAGAUAAACCACCGACAAAAGGUGUAAUUGCUGUUAAUACCAGCUUAAUACGAGUUAAGAGACCAACAUCAUUCACUCUGGUGUGGCCCCGUUCCUCUUCGGAUGAUGUGCUUGGGGCUGAAGGUGUAGGUACUAAUGAGUUGACUGGAGAUAAAGGUAUCUCUGAGAGAGACAGUAUGUGCUCGAUUUGGUUUCCUGAAGCCCCGAAAGGUUAUGUGGCUUUGGGUUGUGUGGCUUCUCCAGGAAUGACACAGCCUCCAGUUUCCUCAGUGUUUUGCAUCUUGGCAUCCUUAGUUUCUCCAUGUGGCCUGAGAGAUUGCAUCAGUAUUCAGUCAAGCUCUCAAUGCCCUAAUCUGGCAUUCUGGCGGGUGGACAAUGCUGUUGGAACAUUCCUUCCUGCUGAUCCUUCAACUCUGAGUUUGGCUCAAAAAGCAUAUGAGUUGCGGCAGUUGUACGGGUUUUGCGAAAUAUCUCCUGAUAAACUGAAGGGUUCAGAGAACCAAGCUUCUGCUACUGUUGGCGACGAAACUAUCCAGUCGGGGAGGUCAUCAAUUGUCAAUUCCAGACGGAGGUUUGAAGCUGUAGCUACCUUUCGGUUAGUAUGGUGGAAUCAAGGUUCUGGAUCAAGAAAGAGGUUAUCUAUCUGGCGUCCUGUAGUCCCUGAAGGAAUUGUGUAUUUCGGUGAUAUUGCGGUACAAGGUUACGAACCUCCGAAUACUUGCAUUGUUCUUCAAGACUCAGAAGAAUAUGAUCUGUAUAAAGCCCCUUUGGAUUUUCAACUUGUUGGACAUAUAAAAAAACAGAGAAAAACAGAUAGCAUAUCUUUCUGGAUGCCUCAGGCUCCACCAGGUUUUGUUACAUUAGGAUGUGUUGCUUGCAAAGGUGCGCCCAAACAAUCUGAUUUCAUCUCCUUAAGAUGCAUUCGUACUGAUAUGGUCUCAAUGGAUCAAUUCUUCGAUGAAAGUAUAUGGGACACAUCUGACAUCAAGUUCACAAGAGAACCGUUUAGCAUAUGGACGGUUGGCAAUGAAUUGGGAACCUUCCUUGUCUGGAAUGAUUUCAAAAGACCCCCUAAAAGAUUUGCUUUGAAGCUCAUUGGUCCAGACAUAUCAAGUGAUUCAGAUGACACUGUAAUUGACGCAGAAAUAAGUGCCUUCUCUGCUGCUCUUUUUGAUGACUAUGGUGGCUUGAUAGUCCCACUGUGUAAUGUAUCUUUGAGUGGCAUAGGGUUCAGCUUACGUGGAAGACCUGAUUUCUUGAAUUCCAAUGUGACCUUUUCCAUAUCUGCAAGGUCGUACAAUGAUAAGUAUGAUUCAUGGGAGCCUCUAAUUGAACCAGUUGAAGGAUCAUUGAGGUACCAAAAUAAUCCUAAUACUCCUGGUGUAGCUUCUGAGCUACGAAUUAUUUCUACACGAGAUCUGAAUUUCAAUGUGUCCGUUUCCAAUGCCAAUAUGAUUUUACAAGCCUAUGCAAGCUGGAACACUCUCAGCCACAUCCAGGAAACAUACGGGGAAUUAAAUUCUCAGACUAGUGAUGGCAGCUCUACGGUUGCUGUUCAUCAAAAAAGAAAUGAAUACAUUGUUCCCCAGAAUAAACUCGGGAAAGACAUUUUCAUCAAAGCUUCUGAAGUCAGAGGACUUCCUGACAUAAUCAAAAUGCCAGCAGGAGACCAAAAGGCACUGAAAGUUCUGCUUCCGAAGAAUAUGCUGGAUUCUCAUUUGAGAAGGAGUCUUCUUAAGAAACAGCGCCUGAUGGUAACCAUUAUUGUGGCCGAAGCAGAGCUUCUGAAGCUUGAGGGGUUAUCCUCCCAUGAGUACAGUGUUGCAGUCCGUGUUUAUGAAGAUGAGAGUCAACCUGGUCAAGCACAUCUAAACCAACAAAAUGCACGAACUUUCGGAACUGGAUCAGAUGGCUGUGAAUCUUCAGAAGUUGAAUAUGUGAAAUGGAAUGAAGUAUUUUUCUUCAGAGUUGAUUCAGUGGAUCGCUGCAUGGUGGAAUUUACUGUACGUGAGACUGGGAGAGGUGAGCCAGUUAGCUACUAUUCUUCUUCUUUGAAACAGCUGACUAGGUCUGAAGGCACCUCUGCUUCCCUUAACGAGUUUAUUUGGCUAGACUUAUCCACUGGAGAACCUGCGUUGGGUGUCAGCAGAAAAUUUGGUAGAAUCAGAUGUGCAGUGAUUUUGCCGCCUAGAUCUCCAACUGAAAACUUUGAAAAAUCUUUCGAUGAAUACAGAAAAUCUGGUUUGAUUCAGAUUAGCCCGACCAGAGAGGGACCAUGGACACCAUUGAGAUUGAACUAUGGUUCACCUGUUGCAUGUUGGCGAUUGGGCUAUGAUAUAGUCGCAAGUGAAGUGAGCAUACACGACGGAAACAAAUAUGUCAACAUCAGAUCUCUGGUAUCAGUUCGUAACAACGUUGACUUUGCUCUAGAUAUAUGCCUCAAGCUCAGAACUGCAGAUGGAGAUCCUAUGUCAAUAGCUGGUGAGAAAAACGAGUCCCGGUAUGACGGAAGUGAAUUCGCAACAGAUGAGCUAUUUGAAUCUCAGAAAUACAACGCCACUGUUGGUUGGUUACCGUGUACUAAAGUUGAGGAGGAAUUAUUUGGAUUCGGAUUGUCGACGGGCUGGGAAUGGGUUGAUGAGUGGCAUGUUGACAAUUCAUCUGUCAAUACAGUUGAUGGAUGGGUUUAUGCCCCAGAUUUUGAAAGUUUAAAGUGGCCAGAAUCUUAUAAUGCAUUAGAAUAUGUUAACUAUGCCAAGCAAAGGAGGUGGAUUAGGAACAGGAAACGGUUGGCUGAGAAUUCCGAAUCGCAGAUAGUUAUUGGUCCCUUAAAACCUGGUGAAACUAUAUCUCUUCCUGUGCGCUGCGUAGCUCAGUCUGCCUUAUAUUUCUUGCAUAUAAAACCUUCAAAUAUAGAAGUUGAUAAUCAGUAUUCAUGGAGUUCUGUAAUGGAUUUGCCUGCUCAGUCACAGGAUGGGGAGAGGUCAAAAGAAAAUUCUGAAAUUUGUGUUUCAGCUCUCACGGAAUUUGAGAAACUCUUAUAUUGCUCUGAAAUUAGUGGAAGCUCAUCAAGUACUUCACGCGGUAUGUGGUUUUGUGUGAGCACACAAGCAACUGAAAUUGCGAAGGACAUUCAUUUUGAUCCAGUACAGGAUUGGACAAUUAUGGUCAAAUCUCCUGUAUCAAUUUCCAAUGAUCUUCCUUUUAUGGCUGAAAUUUCUCUUCUUGAGAUGCAAGGCAGUGGCCAUUUUCAUUCUUGCUAUAGAGGGUUAUCUGGUCCUGGGGAGUGUGUCAAGGUGUACAAUGCUGACAUAAGAACUCCAUUGUAUUUAUCCUUGCUUCCCCAAAGAGGAUGGUUGCCACUACAUGAGGCUGUGGUUCUCGCCGAUGCUAGCAAUACACCUUCAAAGACAAUAAGCUUAAGAAGUGCAGUUUCUGGAAGGAUUGUUCAGAUCAUUCUAGAGCAAAACCAUAACAGUGGAAGGCCUCUACAACCAAAGAUCAUCAAAAUUUAUUCACCAUAUUGGCUCGGAAUUGCAAGAUGUCCUCCACUUAGUUUCAGGCUUGUCGAUGUUAGUGGUAGAAAGUUGAAGAAGAAUCCACUGUCUUUUCAUUCCAAAAAGAUCAAAGAAGUCAUCCUCGAAGAGAUUACUGACGAGGAGAUACUUGAAGGUUAUACAAUUGCAUCUGCAUUGAAUUUCAACUCUCUGGGUCUCUCUGCAUCUAUAUGUGAAUCUGGAGGAGAGCAGUUUGGCCCUGUUAAAGAUCUUUCUCCACUUGGGGACAUGGAUGGAUCCAUGGAUCUUUUUGCUUAUAAUGCUGAUGGCAAUUGUAUGCAACUCUUUGUAUCUUCAAAACCUUGCCCCUAUCAAUCUGUCCCGACAAAGGUAAUUUCUAUUCGACCAUUUAUGACAUUUACAAAUAGAGUUGGCCAAGAUAUAUUACUGAAGUUCAGCACUGAAGACGAACCUAAGACUUUGCGGGUGUCUGAUACAAGAGUCUCUUUUGUGCAUCGUAAAACAGAUGGACCUAAUGAAAUUCAGGUAAGGAUGUAUGAUACAGAUUGGUCAUUUCCUAUUCAAAUUUUGAAAGAGGACACCAUCACGCUUGCUUUAAAGAAAAAUGAUGGUACACGGAGGUUCUUAAGAACAGAAAUACGAGGUUAUGAGGAGGGUUCUCGGUUUAUAGUUGUAUUCCGCCUAGGAUCAACUAAUGGUCCUAUUAGGAUUGAGAAUAGAACAAGAGACAGUGCAAUAAGAUUCCGGCAAAUUGCGUUUGGUGAUGAUGCUUGGAUUCAGUUACCACCACUUUCAACGACAAACUUUUCAUGGGAGGAUCCAUAUGGUCAAACAGUGAUAGAUAUUGAAGUUGAUAGUGACAAUAAUGCUGGGGUCUACAAAUUUGACUUGAAUAAAGCUGGGCUUUUUUCUAUUGAUGACAGCUCCGGUUUGUUUCUCCAUAUUGUAAAUAUUGGUGAUAUUAAGGUUGUUAGGCUUGUUAACAUAGAUCCACUGCUUUCAAGAUCGAAAGAAGGAAGUGGGUCUAUACUGCUGGGGGGCUGUUGGGGAAAUUCUCCUAUACAGUCUAAGAUGCCAGAGCAAGGAUCUCCAUUAGAACUUAUAUUAGAGUUGGGCGUCGUUGGCAUUUCAAUUGUGGACCAUAAACCAAGAGAACUGGCCUACUUGUACAUGGAGAAAUUCUUCAUAUCCUAUUCUACUGGCUAUGAUGGUGGAACAACAAGCAGGUUCAAGCUAAUACUGGGUUACAUGCAGCUAGAUAACCAACUUCCUUUGACAGUGAUGCCUGUACUUCUGGCACCAGAACAAACUCCUGAUGUGCAUCAUCCAGUUUUCAAGAUGACUAUAACCGUACGCAAUGAAAACCUUGAUGGUCUCCAGAUCUACCCAUAUGUUUAUAUACGGGUGAUUGAUAAAAGUUGGAGGCUUAAUAUCCACGAGCCAAUCAUCUGGGCUUUGGUAGAUUUCUUCAACAAUCUACAAUUAGAUCGCAUUCCUCAAAAUUCUAGUGUCACUCAAGUUGAUCCCGAGCUACGUGUAGACUUGAUCGACAUAUCUGAGGUCAGGUUGAAGGUUUCUUUGGAGACUGCACCAGAUCAAAGACCACAUGGGCUUCUGGGUGUAUGGGGUCCCGUUCUUUCAGCUGUUGGGAACGCAUUUAAAAUUCAGGUUCAUCUUCGGAAAGUAACACACAAAGACAGAUUUCUGCGGAAGAGUUCUGUGAUUUCUGUCAUUGGGAACCGCAUAUGGAGAGAUCUGAUUCAUAAUCCAUUACAUUUAAUUUUUUCGGUUGAUGUACUUGGCAUGACAAGCUCCACCUUGGCUUCUCUUAGCAAAGGUUUUGCAGAGCUCUCAACUGAUGGUCAAUUUCUGCAGCUACGUUCGAAGCAGGUGUGGUCAAGAAGGAUUACCGGUGUUGGUGAUGGGAUUGUACAAGGAACCGAAGCUCUUGCUCAAGGUUUUGCUUUCGGAGUGUCAGGGGUUGUGAGGAAACCUAUGGAGAGUGCUAGACAAAAUGGUCUACUGGGCCUUGCUCAUGGGCUGGGACAAGCUUUCUUGGGUUUUUUUGUACAGCCAAUGAGUGGAGCCUUAGAUUUUUUCUCUUUGACUGUUGAUGGAAUUGGUGCAAGUUGCUCCAGGUGCUUAGAAAUUCUCAAUAACAAGAGAAAUUUCCAACGAGUACGAAAUCCACGGGCAUUUCAUGCUGACAACGUACUAAGAGAGUACUCUGAGAGGGAGGCACUCGGUCAGGUAUCACUUUACCUUGCGGAAGCAAGUCGGAGUUUUGGAUGUACCGAAAUUUUCAAAGAGCCAUCAAAAUAUGCCUGGUCAGAUUGCUAUGAAGAGCAUUUUGUGGUACCAUAUCAACGGAUUGUUUUAGUGACUAAUAGGAGGGUCAUGCUGCUGCAGUGUUUGGUCCCUGAUAGGAUGGACAGAAGGCCCUGCAAGAUAAUGUGGGAUGUGCCAUGGGCAGAUGUUAUGUCACUUGAAUUGGCCAAAGCUGGUUUACCCAUGCCUUCUCAUUUAAUCAUCCACCUGAAAACCUUUAAGAGGGGUGAGAGCUUUGUUCGGGUGAUCAAGUGUAAUACAGAAAAUUUGUUAGAUGAAAUUGAGCCGCAAGCAGUUAGAGUAUGCUCAGUGGUGUAUAAGAUGUGGAAGGCACACCAGAACGAUAAUAAACAGGUUCCUUCAAGCCAAAGGCAUGUAUCUUUUUCACGGAACAAAGUUGAUGCAAGGGAAUCUCAUAAACUGCACAGAGCCAUCAUCACAUCCACAGAAAUUUCAUCUUCAGGUUCUGUUUCCAACGAACGGAGAUUUAUCGAACAUAGUGUCAUUUUUUCUAAGAUUUGGAGCAGUGAGCGAGAAUCAAAAGGUCGAUGUACCUUGUGUCGGAAGCAGAGUUUGGACAGCGAAGAAAUUUGUAGUAUCUGGCGGCCGAUUUGCCCUGAUGGGUAUGUCUCAGUUGGGGAUAUAGCUCGUUCUGGCAUCCAUCCUCCCAAUGUUGCUGCUAUUUAUCGUAAAUCUGAUAAUUUGUUUGCCUUCCCAGUAGGCUACGACCUGGUCUGGAGAAACUGCUUAGAUGACUACAAAAGUCCUGUAUCGAUUUGGCAUCCACGUGCUCCAGAGGGAUUUGUCUCUCUUGGAUUUAUUGCUGUACCUGAUUUUGCAGAGCCAGAACUCGAAUCUGUGUACUGCAUUUCUGAAUCUGUUUGCGAAGAGACAACGUUCGAAGAGAAAAAGAUUUGGUCGGCAGCUGAGUCGUAUCCAUGGGCGUGUCAUAUUUACCAAACACAUAGUGAUGCUCUUCACUUGGUUGCUUUGAGACAUCCUCGUGAAGAGUCUGAUUGGAAGCCUAAAAGGGUUCUUGAUACCCUCCCACAACAAUUAUCCGAUGCCCGAUGAUUUUGCCUUCUUAUAAUUUCUGAGGGUUCAAGUUGCUCUUACUGCCAAGCUUGAGGAGAGAUCUAUCACUUAUUCAAUCUACUUUUUGGAAUGUGAGCGACGAACAAUCAUUACUUCAUUGGUGAUCUUUGUUGUGUUUUCAAAUCUAUUUUGAUUGUGGAUUUUAUUCAUUGAGAUGCUUCAUAAAAAUGCACGGCGAUGUACCCAAAUAGUUUGUGCUGAUUGAGUUGGGAUCAAACCUUGUACAUUUUGAUUUUGAUUUCCAGAUCUGUUAUGGAUUUAUCGAUCUUUGAUUUUGUUA